UAUUUUCAGCAUUCAAAAUGAUGCUGCGAAGCCAGGCCAAGAAUGUCGACCUGACUUCACAAGAUUCUCGGCAUCAACAAAAACGAAAGCAGGCUGAGCAAUUGGAUGCUCUAAAGAAUCCAUCGGAACCGGCAGCCAAGAAGCAACACAGCAAGGGUCUCACCGAGCUCCGCGCACACAUCUCUGGAUUUAAAAUCGACUCGGCAAAGCGAGAUCCACUGGGAAAGUCGAGAACGAGUAGACGAGACGUCGAGAACCUUCCACCGCAAAAGUCCAGAUAUGUUGAUCCGUGUCCUCAUUACGAUUACGACCUCGAGGAGGCCGGAAACCCGGACAGUAUCUCGGACUAUGCUCAAGGGAUUUUUGACUACUACAGACACCGAGAAGUUCACUUUCGAGUGAGAAAGUACCUUCACAAACAUCCGGAGGUUGACGUCAAGACUCGUGCUAUCCUCAUUGACUGGAUGGUUGAGAUUCAGGAGACAUUUGAGCUCAACCACGAGACCCUUUACAACGCCGUUAAGCUCACGGAUAUGUACUUGUGCAAGACGAAGAAUGUUGACAAAAACACCAUUCAGAAGCUUGCAUGUGUCGCCAUCUUCAUUGCCGCCAAGUACGAUGAGCGAUCUCCACCACUCGUCGAUGAUCUCAUCUACCUUUCCGGAGAUCGCUUCUCCCGCGAUGAGCUUCUUGCCAUGGAGCGUGAACUCUUCGCCACCGUCGGAUAUGAUCUCGGCUCACCACUGAGCUAUCGGUAUCUUCGCCGCUUCGGUCGUGUCUGUCGUGUCGAUAUGAAGACACUCACCAUGGGACGCUUCAUUCUGGAGACAUCACUGAUGGUCUACGAAUACGCUAUGGUCUCACAAUCCCGUCUUGCCGCCGCCGCUUUCGUCUUGGCCAUGCGUAUGCUCGACAAGAAUAAUGAGUACGAGUGGAAUCCAGUGCUCGAGAAGUAUUCUGGAUUCACUGGAGAGGAGGUGAUGCCACUGGUGGAGCACAUGAACCACAUUCUUCAUUUUUCGAAGGACAAGUGGGCUCAACUCACAUCCGUUCGCCAGAAGUAUUCUCAUGAAGUAUUCUUCCAUGUCGCCUCGAUCCCAAUGCUCCCGGAUACCCUCAAGGUUGUGGAUUCCCACACAUAUGCUCCAGUCCCAAUGCUCUCAUACCCAUAACUAAUCCUAAUUUAUUCCCGUAUUGGAUUCUGAAUCCCCUCUCAACUGUUCACCCACCAAAACUUUCAAACGAUUGACACCUAUGCCUCUUUUGAUAUAUUUUGUAUACGUAUUGCAAUUCUCUUCUGUAUUCCAUUUAACUCCUGUCAUCUCUCACAAAUACACAUACGCAAUUUUGGCCUGAUUUUGUUUUUUGCUUUUAAAAAUCUGAACAUAUUGCAAAAUUUCUACCAAUUUUUAAACACAUUUCGAGCUACGCCAAAAUAAAUUAUUUUUCCGGCAAA
Messenger RNA from Caenorhabditis elegans, 1456 nucleotides. It is a transcript of the gene cyb-3, whose product is annotated as G2/mitotic-specific cyclin-B3. Lineage: Eukaryota; Metazoa; Nematoda; Chromadorea; Rhabditida; Rhabditidae. The record is from RefSeq and is marked reviewed. The coding region runs from base 18 to 1172 and encodes 384 amino acids. The transcript has 5 exons. Gene Ontology annotation, molecular function: cyclin-dependent protein serine/threonine kinase regulator activity. Gene Ontology annotation, cellular component: nucleus. Gene Ontology annotation, biological process: mitotic cell cycle phase transition.